CUAAUCGAUUACACGAACAACGUAAAAGUCUGUCAUUCCCUGAUUCGUCCGGUGUUCGUCAGUAAUUUUCCUACUUUGUUGGAGUGUUGGUUCCGAGGUUGCUAGGGGUUCACCCAAGUAGAAACAGAACAAAAUGGGAGUACCUGCUGGAGAUGUUGAAAAAGGAAAAAAAGUUUUUGUUCAAAAGUGUGCUCAGUGCCACACAGUAGAAGCAGGAGGCAAACACAAAGUAGGUCCUAAUUUACAUGGCUUGUUCGGUAGAAAGACAGGUCAAGCAGCAGGCUUUUCAUACACUGAUGCCAACAAAGCUAAGGGUAUUGUUUGGAGCGAAGACACUCUCUUUGAAUACUUGGAAAAUCCGAAAAAAUACAUCCCUGGCACGAAGAUGAUCUUCGCGGGCAUCAAGAAACCUCAAGAACGCGCAGACCUCAUAGCGUACUUGAAAUCGGCGACGAAAUAAUUAUAAAUAAUAUAGUGAAAUUUCGCACUUAUCGGACGUUCAAAUUCGCGAAGUAUUUAUUUAUUUAUCGUUCAUUUGUGUUACCGGUUGUUACUUGUAUGUGUUAAUAUAUGACGUAUUGUGUACUUGGCGUUCGAUAAGUGUUCAGUCAAAAGGGUAGUAUUCGUCAGAUUGUACAGUCACUUACAAGGAUGUGAAUACACUUGUAACAUACUAGCCAAUUAUUUACAAUUAAGUUGCAAAAAGUUAUUACCUAAUGUUGUAUUUUUGGUACAACGCCUUUUAAUUUAUUAUAAACAAUAUCAAC
Molecule: messenger RNA, 767 nt
Organism: Agrilus planipennis (emerald ash borer)
Lineage: Eukaryota; Metazoa; Arthropoda; Insecta; Coleoptera; Buprestidae
Product: cytochrome c
Exons: 3
Coding region: 134-460 (108 amino acids)
Biological process (GO): mitochondrial electron transport, cytochrome c to oxygen; mitochondrial electron transport, ubiquinol to cytochrome c
Cellular component (GO): mitochondrial intermembrane space
Molecular function (GO): electron transfer activity; heme binding
Source: RefSeq, a predicted model, not a curated record